Molecule: messenger RNA, 2135 nt
Organism: Mytilus trossulus (common blue mussel)
Lineage: Eukaryota; Metazoa; Mollusca; Bivalvia; Mytilida; Mytilidae
Exons: 7
Coding region: 57-824 (255 amino acids)
Biological process (GO): mannose metabolic process; GDP-mannose biosynthetic process; protein N-linked glycosylation
Cellular component (GO): cytosol
Molecular function (GO): phosphomannomutase activity
Source: RefSeq, a predicted model, not a curated record
UGAUCCGUAUUUGGACAGUUUUAAUAAUUUUAAAGUGGAGAUAACUCUAGGUAAACAUGGCUGGAAACCAACGAGACACGUCAACUAUUUGUGUUUUUGAUGUUGAUGGGACUCUGACUGCAGCCAGACAGGAAAUAUGUCCAGAAAUGCAGGAAUUUUUGUUAAAGUUAAAACAGAAAGUACCAGUUGCCUUAGUAGGAGGUUCAGAUCUUGUGAAAAUAGCAGAACAGAUGGGUGCUACUCCUGAUAAACAUGUUUCACAGAACUUUGACUAUUUAUUUGCUGAAAAUGGUCUGGUAGCCUAUCAUAAUGGUAAACAAGUAGGACAAGAGAAUAUACUUAAAUGUAAAGGAGAAGAAUGUUUACAGAAAGUGAUCAAUUUUGCUCUGAAAUAUAUGUCAGAAUUAACAUUACCAGCCAAAAGGGGAACAUUUGUUGAAUUUCGAUCAAGCAUGUUAAAUAUAUGUCCUGUUGGUAGAAGUUGUUCACAGAAAGAAAGAGAAGAAUUUGUAGCUUAUGACCAGGAGCAUAAUAUAAGAAAAAAGUUUGUAGAAAGUUUAUAUGCUAAUUUCCCUGAUGCUGGCCUGAAGUUUGCUAUAGGAGGACAGAUCAGUAUUGAUGUAUUCCCUGUAGGCUGGGAUAAAACAUUCUGUUUACAGUUUAUAGAAAAAGGAGGAUAUAAAACUAUACAUUUCUUUGGUGAUAAAACUGAUCCUGGUGGAAAUGACCAUGAAAUAUAUGCAGAUGAAAGAACAAUAGGUCAUAAGGUCACAUCACCUGAAGAUACAAUGAAACAGUUGAAAGAAUUAUUUUUUAAAGAUUAGAAUAUUUUUUUCUAUACAAACUUGAUAUUGGGACAAUCUAUGGCUUACACUUUACAGAAUGCAUUUCAUUUUUAAGAUGUGUUCAGUAUUAUACCUUAUUAUAUAGUUGUGAAAUCCACUGCUUCUUCUGCGAAUUCAUUUAUGUUCAUGGAUUGAAGAAAAACUGUAUUUUCGGGGAUCAUCGAUUUUGUAGUUUGACCAAAGCUUUUCAUACAAGCCCAGAGAAACUUUAUACUUCAAUGAAAUAAAAAAUAUUCAUGAAAAUGCAUGAAAAUUGAUUUCCCAUGAAUAAUUAUAAAUCCACAGUUAGUGGCAGUAUCAACUGUUGUCUUGGUUGUUUUCUUAGUUGAAAUAAAAGAAAAUAGUUCAUAGUCAAAAUGCUUGUUUACAAAAUAAAAAAUAAUAAUUUUUAGAAUUAAAACGACAAACUUUUUGGUUAGAUAUUCUAUGUACCAAGUACACAUUUUUUUCUGUCAUAUGAUUUAUACUUUAAAUGUUUUGAACACCAAAUGUAUUCAAGAAAUCAUGUUUUGAACUUUUACUUAAAUUUGCUUUAUCUGUCUCUUUACAUGCAGUUACUGUCACAGCUUCAAUUCCAUGCAUUCCAACAGUUGUACUGAACCAUGUUUUAUUUUACUAGCAUAUACCCUUAACUUGAAAACAGUUGUCUCCCUUAGAAAAUUGAUCUGGUAUCUAAUGAAAUCUGGAUAAAUGGCACAAGACCAAAAUUUGCAGUAAAAAAUACAGUAAAAGAACAGAUAUUUUAGACAAUCUUUCAUCAUGGUAUAUACUUGCUAUUAUUAUGCUAUAUACUAGAAUUAUUAUUAAAAAUUAAUAUUACUAUUCAACUAACACAUGAAAUUUUUGAAGUCAGUAUUAAUGAAAUUGAGUCAUAAAGAGCUAAAAGUCUUGUGUUUUGGAUGCUGGUAUCACAAAAAGAGUGCAGACAUAUCUUUAUUUUCCUUGGUUUAAUGUUUACGAAACAUGCAUUCCAGUUGAAUUUUUUCAUUCUCUGUUUUAAAAAACCUUCAAUUGAAAUGAUUUCAUUUUGAAUUUCAGAAGACACCACACUUAAACUUACUUAAGGUAUAACCUUUUGAUCAUAUGGUAUGGUACUGGAAUUGGUCUGAACUCAGAAACGCAAUAUUAUUUUCUAUAGAUUGCAAAUUGGAAUAACUAGGGGUUAUUGAAUUCUUAAUGAAUUAAUUAAUUUAUUGCACUUUUAUAUAAUAAGUUGUUUUUUGUGGUAUACAUUUUUUAUUCAAUUUGUUGGGAUCGAUAUUUAUAUUAAAAUAUAUUUUUUAAAUUGUU